Messenger RNA from Trichechus manatus latirostris (Florida manatee), 912 nucleotides. Its product is annotated as vomeronasal type-1 receptor 4-like. Gene Ontology annotation, molecular function: pheromone receptor activity. The transcript has 3 exons. The record is from RefSeq and is a predicted model, not a curated record. Bases 1 to 912 code for a protein of 303 amino acids. Lineage: Eukaryota; Metazoa; Chordata; Mammalia; Sirenia; Trichechidae. Gene Ontology annotation, biological process: G protein-coupled receptor signaling pathway. Gene Ontology annotation, cellular component: membrane.
AUGCUGUUCUCACAAGGAAACAGUAGAUGGCGCUGUUUGAUAAGCAUCCUUGGACUCCACAGAGGGAAAGCCAAGGGGGUCCCUCAGGCCAUGAAAGCUCUGGGAAUGAAAGAUUUCCUUGGUGACGUGGGCUGUAAACUCCUCUUCUACCUUCAUCGAGUGGUCCAGGGGAGCUCCAUCUGCAUCACCAGCCUCCUGAGUGGCUUCAAGUCCAUCACAGUCAGCUCCAGUGCACCCAGGUGGACAGAGUUCAAAAUGAGAGCCUCAGACCGUAUUGUCUCCUCCUGUUACACCUGCUGGCUCCUCAGUCUUCUAUUACAGAUUGUGACUCCUUUAAGGGUGAGUGGGCGAAACCAUGACAGAAACAACACCAUGAUACGUGACUUUGCAUACUGCACUGGUAUCUUUCAGCAUACAAUUAGCAUAUUACUCUAUGCCCUCUUGCUUGCUUCUGUUGAUUUUUUGCUUCUGGGAAUCAUGGUCUGGGCCAGCGGCUCCAUGGUGUGGAUUUUGUACAGACAUAAGCAGCGGGUUCAAUACAUUCAGAACAAGCACAUUUCCCACAAAACCUUCCCCGAGACCAGAGCCACCCACACAAUCCUGGUGCUGGUGAGCAUCUUUGUCGCCUUUUACUCCCUCUCUUCCAUCUUGGCAUUUUACAUGGCGUUCUUUGAUAGUCAAAAUGUCUGGCUGUAUAAUAUUAGCACACUUGAAAUAUCCCUCUUUGCAUUGCUGCAUUCAUCUUGGUUCACCUUGCAAAGUGCUAAUAUUAAAUUAGCCAAAAGGACUAUAUUUUCUGAGCUGAUUCAUAUGGCUGAGACUUUUGGAGAAAACAAGCCCCAUCACCAUUUCACUGGCCUUUGUCCAACCCUGACUCUGGAGCAAGUGCUGCUCCAGAGCCCGUGCAUUUGA